GCGCUUUGCGCGAGAGAGGUUCUGUCUGCGGGUGAGUUGUUGUGGCCUCGAUCCUAACCGAAAUCUGCUUUCACUCGCCGUCCGUUGCUUUCAUACAUCUAGUUACGGUAGUUAGCAAGCUCAAAGCAGGAGACAACGGACAUGAUUCUUUCUAAACGGAUAGACUAUGAACAUUUUGAGACUCAGUCUCAAUAUUCGACAGACCAAGGAAGUGAAGGAGGAGAGACCGGUGGCUACAUCAGGGUGAAUCUGCAGUAUUGCAUGAGGUGGGGAAGCUCCAUGCGUCCAUCCAGACUGAGUCGCUCAGCCUCCAACAAGGCCUCGGAAGCCUGGGGCUCCAGUGAUCCUGCUGCCCAGCCGGGGAUGAGGAGGAGGAGGAGUAGGCGGCGAGGGCAGGGUGAAGGGGCAGGGCCGGGCUGGAAAUCUGCUGACUCAAGCAUCGUGAUCUCAGACGAGGCCACGGAUCAUGACCUGGUUAACCAUCACCAUGGAAACCACAGUGUCUCAGAAUGUGGGUCAUCACCGCUAGAGCUGUCAGUCAGCCAGGGAAAGGCUGUGAUUGGUGGAAUGGUGACGGGGCAGACGGAAAGAGGCGUAGAGUCAGACGCUGAAUCCUGCUGCUCAUUGGACAGCAUUGUCUCUGGCCCCUCCUUCGUGGUUCAGGCCACUCCACUGAGUCUUCCCCCUGGUCUGUGUUCGACCUGUCAGAGACUUCACAGAGAAGCCAAGAGGAGAAGACACCCUCCGCUGGACAAACUAACAGACAAUGAUCCCACUUCCUUGUCAUGUGACCAAUGGGUUCUCAUGAAGAAGUGGACACCCAGAAGACCACAGAACGUUAAAGGGAGGCUGUGGAUCCAUCUGGGCCGGAUUAGACACAGAGAGCAGACCAGGGGAGAACAGCCAGCCUGCUCCAGACCACACAUUUUCCUACAGAGGAACCUGAGGAGAUAUGAGAGCCAGGCUGUGAGCAGAGGGAGGAAGAGGAAGAAGAGGUCCAGAGGAAGUCGUCAGAGGGCGGGAACAUGCAACAGUCUCAACCGCAGUGGUCUCCAUAGCAGCGCUCUCCAUAGCGAUCCCGAUGGAAAGGCGCAGGAGAGCAGUGAUGACAGUGGUCUGGAGCGUACACGCAGGGUCCUCACCUUCCAGGUGUUCCCCUCCUCCGUUACCAUGGAAACCCUAACCCAGCAGGAGGCCACGCCCCCACAGGAAGAGGAGCCCAGGAAGAAGAGCGGCGGCUUCAGAUCCCAGCUGGCUCAGCUCCACGCCAACCGCAGCCGCGUCGUCAGGGAAACACACACAUGACUGAUGACAUCACUGUCAGAUUCCAAAUAUGUUCUUUAUUGCCAUCUUCGGUUGUUUGUCAAUUCUCUACCUGCCUCUGCUCAGUUUGUUCUCCUUCAAGCAUGGCGGGAGGGAGUUACCAUCAAAUCUCUUCCAUUAGAGGGGACGUGCAUGGAGUUACUAUCACACAGUGUCUCUUACACUAGUUGAAUCUAGUUUUGAAUGUAAAUAAUAAUCAGCCUCAUUGUCAUGUUUCUGUUGAAGUUAUCUGUAUCAGAUCUUCCCUGUUUGUUUCACACUGAACAAUACAAUGUUAUUUUACUGGA
This is a messenger RNA of Salvelinus fontinalis (brook trout), 1610 nucleotides long. RefSeq lists its product as uncharacterized. Bases 142 to 1305 code for a protein of 387 amino acids. NCBI's taxonomy places the organism in Eukaryota, Metazoa, Chordata, Actinopteri, Salmoniformes, Salmonidae. The transcript is spliced from 7 exons. The record is from RefSeq and is a predicted model, not a curated record.